Pelobates cultripes (western spadefoot toad) is the source of this 43693-nucleotide messenger RNA. NCBI's taxonomy places the organism in Eukaryota, Metazoa, Chordata, Amphibia, Anura, Pelobatidae. The record is from the annotation of a GenBank genome assembly.
CUGUCACGUGACGCGGACGCCUGGCUCUUGUCACGUGACGCAGAGGCGGAGCUAGCCGAGGAAGCAGGAGAGAGGGGGAGCAGAGAGAGGAGGCCGGGGUGACCCAUGAGGUGAGGGAGGGGGGGUGCAUGGUGUCAGUGUGUGUGUGUGGGAGUAAUGUCAUAAUGCCCAUAGCAGCCAGACUGGAGAACUACAACUCCCAUGAUGCUCUGCUUCAGGCUGUCAAGGCAUCAUGGGAGUAGUAGUCCUAAAACUGCUGGUGGUUCAACCUUUGGCAUCCCUGAUCAGGAUCAGCCUGGCCCUUUAUUAGUAUGUCUGCUAUAAUGUGUAUGUACUGUAUAAAUAUACCAUGACAUUGGGUGGGGAAGGGGUUAAUAUUGUACAUACAUAUAUCUGUAUAACUGUAAUUAUAUAUAUAUAUAUAUAUAUAUAUAUAUAUAAUACAUUGUACACACAUCUGUAUAAUUGUAUUAUGUAUACAUUGUACAUACAUAUAUCUGUAUAACUUUAAAAAAAAAAUAUAUAUAUAUAUAUAUAUAUAUAUAUAUUAAUCUGUAUUAUAUAUACACAUUGUACACAUAUAUCUGUAUAAUUGUAUUAUAAAUAUAGGCACACUAUGUUAAACUGGUAGGGGUUGUAUAAUACAUGCAUAAAUAUAUACAUAUAGUUAUGUGCCCUUUGAGGUUAACCGUUAACUACCUUCUCUUUUGCUUGAAAACGAAAUUAACAAUAACAUGCCUGUGUCUUAUACUGUUAACCCUUUUCCUGAUAUUCCAUUAUACUAAUAACCAAAUAACGUCUUAUUAAUGUGCACUAUAUUCUCUCAUUAACCCUUUAUCUGCUGGCGGUUCCAGUCCUAAAAUGUAUGCACCCACUUUCUUUAAAAAUCAUAAAAUAAUACAAUCAAAUUCUUGAUUGUUAAUAAAUUGUUGGUCUGGCAUUUGUGAACUAUUACUACAAACUUAUAAUUUACAUUUUAGUGCUGUUAAGAUACGUUCAUGUGCACACCCUGGGACAUGACUUAGAGAUGUCAUAGAAGUCACAGGCAUUGCAGGGGUUAAUAGGAAAAGGGCUUAAUAGCUAACUUCUAAUUUCGUGUGUUAAUAGGUGCUCUAACAUCAGUUCAUUUUCAAUGUUGGUGCUGUCAGUGCAGCAUGUUAAGAAGUUUGCAACUUUUGUUUUUAGAAACAUUUGGUGGAAAUAAUCAACAGUGGUUGGAAUUUAAAUUGCUUGAUCCUGUCAUAGGGAAUAAAAUACAGUAAAAUAAGAAAUUAUAUAUUUUCAAUGUUUAUUUUAAUCAAAUUUUAUUCAUGAGAAGUUUUAAAGACUCACAUUUGAGUAAAAGCACAUCUUGUGCUGGAAUAUUCAGUAAUUGCAGGUAUGUGUAGAUAUGUGCUGUAAGGUUAUAUGGUCAGAUGUUAAUGGAAACGAACUGGUCCUAUUUGGAUGGUUGCGAAUAGUUAUGAUGUAUAGAGACCACAGAUAAUCUUCAGCUGUCCUAUUUAAAGCUUACUUUAUAGCACUCAUGGUGAAUUGUGUUAGAUUCUUAACUUACACUGAUCCUCCACAACAUUAAAUACACUGACAGGUAACGUGAAUAAUAUUGAUUAUAUCAUCACAAUAGCACCUGUCUCGGAGUGGAAUGUAUUAGGCAGCAAGUGAACAGUCAAUUCUUGACUCACAUGUGUUGGAAGCAGGAAGAAAUAGACAAACAAAAAGAUCUGAGUGACCUAACACUACAGUGUUCCUUUGCCUCUGCUCCCACACUCCCCCAGCCAUGAAGGGGUUAAAAAAACAGCGUCAAGGUCUCUCUGUGCUUAAUCAGGCGCCUCCGAUUUCAUCACUAGGAAUCUAGUGCACAUGCACGGCGAGCUCCUAGCGCAUUAGGUCUUCCCCAUGGGAAAGUAUUGACUCAGUGCUUUCCUAUGUGGUUUUGCAGGACUCUGGAUGUCCAGCAUCAUUUCACAGAGUUAAACGCUGGGAAACAUCAGGAAGUGCCUCUAGUGGCUGUAUGGAAGUUAGCCACCAGAAUGAGUCUUAACCAUGCAACAGGGGCACUUCACCCAGACUACUAUGAGUUGAAGUGGUCUUGGUGUCUAUAGUGUCACUUUAAUGCAGUUUGCUGUUUAGCUGCAUACCAGUCGGAGUUCACUUUGGGUCCUGGCAUUUAUGUGGAUGUUAAUUUGACCUGUACCACCUACCAAAAGAUUGUUGCAGACCUUUUAAGGCAAUGGCGUUCCCUUAUUACAGUGGCCUCUUUCAGCAGGACAAUGCACCCUGCCACACAGCAAAAUUGUUCAGGAAUGGUUUGAGACUCCAAAUUUCCCAGAUCGCUAUCCUAUUGAGCAUUUUUGGGGUGUGCUAGAACAACAAAUCUUAUCCAAGGAGGCCCCACCUCACAACUUCAAGGGUUUAAAAGUUUUGGUGCCCUAAUCAUACCACACGUUUAGAGGUCAUAUGGAGUCCAUGUCUCAACACAUCAGAGUGGUUUUGGCUGCACUAAGGGGACCUAACGAUAUUAGGCAGUUGGUUUUAAAAUGGCAUUGUCGCUGUCCGGGGACUAUGCUGAAUUUGCAAUAUCCUCAGAUGGGGACAUCGCCGCUGAGGGGUGGGCAGGUAAAAGUAAUAUUAACUUACCUUACCUUGUGGGUGCAGUCCUCUUCCUCUGGCGGGUCCUCUUCAUGCACGAGAGAACAGCACUGAGGUCUAUGGAAGAACCUGCCCUCCAAUCACAGAGCCAAAUCCCUGCAGCCGUCACUGGUCACUAGUGACGGCUGUUGGGAUUGAUACUUCUAGACGGCAGUAGCACCGCCCAGUGUCUAAAAAUGUCAGGUGUUAACAAUAUACAGAGACAAAGUAGUGCCUAGUCUCUCUCAGUAUAUCUCUUGGAUGGUUUGAAAUUUCAGUGAAAUUCCAGCACAGUCAAAAUGAGUUCUUCAUAAAGAUUCCAUCCUUAUGAAACACUAAUUUUUCAGGGGGAGGAUGACCGUGCCGCUUUUAAUGUUGUGGCUGAUCAGUGUAAGCAUUGAUUUCUAUUUAUUUAAUUUUAUUGCAGUUUGAUGCAUGUCAGACUAGUUUUGGUUUUCCAUGUUUUGUCUUAUUUGUUAUUUAUAUUAGGUUGACUUUGCCAGUGCUUUUAUUUAUAGUUUACAUCUGGACAUACAUUUACUUUGUUUUGUUUACAUAUAUCAGGCGAAAAUGUAAUAUAAGGACAAAAACACAGCAGCUAUUCCUUAAAGGGACACUAUAGGCACCCAGACCACGUCAUCUUAUUCAAAAGGUCUGGGUGCAGUGUCCCAGUCCCACUUAGUCCUGCAAUGAGAAACUGCAAUAAUUACAUUGCACGAUUAAGUGACUCUCAGUCAACUUUGUAUUCCUAGCACUUUAGUAUCCCUUUAAUUAAAUUCACUUUACUGAGGAAAUUCAUGAAAACUUCUUAAAGGAAUAUUGUCAUCAAAAUCCCCUGAGAGAAAAUGCCCCUGGUAGAACCAAUACACAAUUUUGAGAAGCAACAGAUGAUUGCAAAAUAGUACAUGUUGGAUCAGAGAGCAGACGAUCCAACCAAAGGUGCAUAAAGAAAGCUACCAGAAAGAAAGAGAGGGAAAAGUAAAUGGUAUAUUCAAAAAUGUCAGUAUAAAUCAAUAAAUAGAAUCAUGAUAUGGUAUAACAUAGAGAUUAUAUUAACGUAAUAAAUCAUGUUGUUGGCUGCAUUCCUUUAAAAUUUACACCAACCUACAAAUUUAAGUUCCAGUUGGUAUAUCAGAUAUUUGUGAAUUAAAUUUCCAUGAUGCUCAACCAGUCAAAGAUGCACAUUAAUAAAUAAAUCACGUGGUGUUUGCUAUUGCUAUCUGUGAUCUGCAUCCUGAUGUACAGAUCUUGUGUUAUUACACAAGAUACAAAAUUUACUCACAUCUACCUAAAGUGUUGUGUGUUAUGUGUAAACAUUGAACAGUGUUGCAGCAUGACUCGAAUUUCAAAUCUAUGCUACAAGACAGGACUGACAUUAUUUAGUCAUUCAGACGCCCUGUCCCAGGGAGCCUUACAGGAAUUUUUGUUGGCUCUGCUGAGCUAAGUCUAGCUGUGCAGAAUUGGAUGAGAGCGUCAAAGGAGCUUGGUGCACGGGGCGUCCGGGGGCACUGGAGAAUAGUCUGUCAGAAUUGUGCAGUUCUGCUAAUAGGUAAUGGACACUAUUCUAAAUGAUACAUGCAAAAUUUAAAAAACGGUUUGUAGUGUGGUAUACUGUUAAGAUGUAAUAAUGUAAACUGUGUUUGCGUAAACAUUCUUUCUCUAGAAAAUAGGUCAUAGGUGGAGAGCAAAGAUGAGUCAGUGGUUACAUAUUAACAAUUGAAUUUCGGACACAAAACUUAACACAUUGACUCUAGCAUUAAAUUAGGAUUCUAAAACGUUUCUGUGCGUUAAUGGUAUUUUAUAUUCGCAUGAAGGGUUGGUGUGUUUGCACCUCUUUCUUACUCUCCCUGUCCCUAGCCCAUUUCUUGAUGAUCUCAAUAAUCCCCUUACUAUGCAAUGCCCGUGCAGUGCCCUCCCUAUAUCAGUAGCCCACCUUUUCUCCAUGCUACAGGUCCCACACCUUUCCCGUCAAUAUGUGUCCUAAACCAGUUUACUUACAUUGUUAGUGGAGAAGACCUCAUCCCUAUAAUCUAGUAUUUUGAGACCGCUAUAUAUCAGUUCUGUAAAGCACAGCUGCCCCUACUGUAUUGAUACAGGACGCUGGCAUUUGAUGUCACACAUCAUUAUUGUGCAAGCCACACUUUUUAGAAGAAGCUGAUCCAUGUAUCUGCACAAGUGCCCUCAAUCACGCUGUCAGAUGCUCUGGUCAUGUGAUAUGUGGCUGCAGAUAGAGUACUUGAUGGGGUGAGUGGAAAUUGUCUUAUGUAUAGAAAAGGAAUAAGUAAAAAUAAAAAAUGCAAUUCUUGCUACAAAAUGUUGUCACGGAGAGUAUCAGCUGAUACUGGUGGGAUGUGAGGUGCAUAGUAUGGACAUUUCAUACUGAUAUUAGUCUUGGUAUUCCAAGCUUGGCUUAUUGUGUUUCUUAUAUAUGUCAUCUGAUAAGAUUAUGUAUAAAAUUGCGGAUAUCUGUAGCUGCAUUGGUGAGAUGUCCUUGUACAGCUCAGGAAAUGGUUAGGAGAGACUUGUGAUUUGUUAAAGUAAAGCUGUCAUCAUUUUUAUUAUUGUUGCAAAUAAAGGUUUAUCUGCAUUAUUUUGUAAUUUUAGUCAUCUCCUAGAUAGCUUAUUAUCCUUACUCUGUGGGGACACUCAUCUGCAGUCUAUUUUGGUUAGAAGCACCAUUUAUCUGCUAAGACCAUACACGAUCUGAUGCUCUGAAACCAUCCCAGCAUGUAUUUUGAGAUGGCUCUAUGUUUUUUUUAUAAAUUCUUUAUUUAUAUAUAACAUAUGUGAGGUUACAGAACAAAGAGAGGGCUUAGAGGGGGUACCAUCAUACACAACAAAAACCACAGAGAUUUGCAAUUAGUACAUUUGUAUAUCAAUGAGCAUAAAGUUUAUGGGAUCUCGUGGGAUGUGCAUUCUCGUACCUUCACGUGUAUGAGAGAUGUUCCUCCUGUUCUGAGUGUGUGUGGCUAUGUGUGCAUUUGUCUUGUUUGUCUGGGGAGGGAAUAGGAGGAAUGGGGGGGGAGCGGUGACGAUGGUGGGGCGUACGCAGGCAGGAGGGGUACGGGGCUAGUGGGGUGGGAAGUGGUCGAUUGGCGUGUGUUUAUGCCCACGCUCGUGGUCUCCGUGGGUCGUCUUGCUGCUCCCCGUGCAGUCCCCUCCCUGCCCUGCGUCCCGUGUGGGGAGACAGGACCAGGAAUGGGACUCUCGAGAGAUGCCUUGUGUUGUCGGCGUUUGACUAGUCAUUGCAUUGUGAGUGCUAUUGGCUGUGGUGGGGGUGUGUUGCCCUAUGGGCUCUCUGGAGCACCCGAGCGUGGUUGAUGGUGUGUGGGCGGAAUGAGGAGGGGGGAGGUGGUCUCGGGGGAGGAUGUGGGUCCCGCCGUGUUAGUCUGUGCUGGGCAGACGGUGGUGACUGUGGUGUGCCUCCAUUUCUUAGGAUGGAGAAAGGGGCCUUGUGGGGAUAGAUGCCCUCUCUAUCCACGCUUGCAGGGCCCCGAUGGGGUGCGGGGGGGAGGGUCGGGGUAGGAAGGGAGAGAGAGAGAGGGAAUGGGGGGAAAGAGGAGAAAAAAAAAAGGGGAGGGGGGGUGCAUUCUGGCUUCCGUCCCAUGUUGAGCAGAUCCCGUUCAGGGUUCCAGUAGCAUUGCGCCUGUGUGGUAGGCCUUCUGUGCGAGGUAUCAUUGAGGGGGCGCUAUCCUCAGUCCGGGGUGUCCGUUCUUAGGCUGGCCUCCAGCAAUUUGGUGUGGUUCGCAUCCCAGGGAUCCCAUAUACGAUGGAAUGAUUUGUACGUAUCAUUAAUCUGUGCUGUCAACUCGUCUAGGUCACGGGUCUCUUUAAUUUUGCUGAUGAUCGUAGAGAUGUGGGGUGUUCUCUGGUCAGCCCAUAGUUCUGCUAUUGCCCUUCGGGCUGCUAGAUUGAUUCGGGCGGUUAGUUUGUUUUCACUCCUCGUGAGGGAGUCUAGUGGUUUGCUGAGUAGCAUGGUCCACGGUUGCACGGCCACUGGCUUCUCUAUGAUCGUUUCUAUGAGGGUGCUAACCUCUUCCCAUAGUGGUUUGAUUUUGGGGCAUGUCCACCAGCAGUGUAGGUAGCGGCCUGCUUCGCCGCAUAGGUUCCAGCACCCGUCGUCUGGUUUCUGGCCCAUCUUGUGGAGUCUGUGUGGAGUCAGGUACCAGCGGAGCAUUGUUUUGUAUGCCUGCUCUUUGUGCGUGACGCAUACGGUAAGGGAAUUUAGUGUUUCCCAUAUGGCGGCCCAAUCGGUCGGGUCCUCCGGCGCUCCCAGAUCUCUUUCCCACGCGGCAAUAUAGGUUAGGUUAACCUGGGAAAUGUGGGUGGUCAAUGUCGUGUAGUUGGCGGAGAUUUGGCCUGGUUGCAGGGGGGCCGCUAGGCAUUGUUUUUCGUAUGCUGUCAGCGGUGAGGUACCUGCUUGUUUGAUUAGUGGUUGUUGCGCUAGGCCUCGGAGUUGUAUAUAGCGAAAAUGAUCAGCUGUGGUCAGAGCCCCCGCGUUUGGGAGUUCGUUGUAUUUAAAGAUUUCACCUUGCUGGUACUAGUGGCCGAGUCGGGAGAUAUCUCGGUGGUCGAACGCUAGAAAAUGCCUUGCUGUCAUUCCGGGAGGGAAGAGUUUGUUACGAUAGAUCGGGGUCAUUGGGGAGAGAAAGGAGGACAGGUCGUAUUUAGUAUUGAGUUUAUCCCAGAGUGCGAUGGUAUGUGUGAUUGCCGGAGAGGUGGGUGGGGGGAGUGGGCGGUGUAUCCGUGGUACCCAGAUGUAUGAGGAGGGCUGAUCCCAGCCCAGAAUAUCAUGUUCUAGGUCUACCCAGCGUUUACUGCCGGGGGGGGCAUGCCAUUGUUGGAUAUGGGCCAAUUGGGCCGCAUGGUAGUAAUGUUUGAAGUUGGGUAGUCCCAGCCCCCCUCUCAGUCUAGGGACGUACAUUGUUGUUCUACGGAUCCUGGGUUUCUUGGCUUUCCAUAUGAAUUUGUCUAUGGCCGUCUGGAGACGCUUGAAAUCCGAGUUUAGUAGCGGGAUGGGUAGUGUCUGGAAAAGGUAAAGAAAUCUCGGCAGGAGGUUCAUUUUGAUUUUGCUCUGUUUUUUUUAGCUACCUGCCUGCUCCCAUUAUUCAGUGUGGUAGGCAUGGUGCUAAUUUUUAUCCUAUAGAUUUUUAUUAUAUUUAUUUCUAUUGAUUAUCCCUAUGUUUCCACUCUUUUUUAUUCUUCCUUUCUUUCUUCUUUUUAUUUAUUUUUUAUUAUUUUUUAUUAUUUCUUUUCACUUAUUUAUUUUUCAGCCGGUCAUAGCCCGCCCACUUCUGUGUUUCCAUGACGACGGCUGCAGCAUUGUGCUAGCCGUCGUCUUCCUACUUCCUGAUGGCGGCCACUGCCGAGUGCGUGCCGCCGUCAUCAGGAUGCCCGCCCCGCCAUUCGACGUCAGCCGCACCAUGUGCGUGCUGACGCCGAUUUUCCUCGCCCACUGGCGUCUGGCCGCACCUUCUAUGCGUACAGACGCCAGUUGUCAGUCCCCCUAUAUGACGCCGGCGGCUGCGCAGUGCCGGCCGGCGUCAUACUACAUAUCCCAUCACCCACUUCGGUUCUAAUGCCGGUCAUGUGACCGAGCAUCAUAUAAUACAUUUUAUCAAAUAAGGAUCGUUUUUAAUGUUCAAUCACAUAUCUUGAAUAUUUAUCCCUAAGUCUACACUUAUGUACUUCCAUUUCAUUAUUUUAAUUUUGUCCUAUUAUAUGCCGGUCAUGUGACCGUGCACUACAUAAUAUAUUUUAUCAAAUAAGGAUCUUUUUUAAUGUUCAACCAUAUAUCUAGAAUAUUUAUUCCUAUGUCUAUAUGUAUGUACCUCUUUUUUAUUGUUUUAAUUGUGUUUUAUUAUAUGUAUUUUCAACUUGCAAUCUGAUUGGCUGUCCUAAUUUUGGCGCCAUUUUUGAAUUGUUUGUACAUGCUAUUUAAACGAUCCACUGCCAGGUAUCAGGUUCUUUACCCAUAUUGAUAACGCCGAUUGGCGAAACGCGUUUAUGGUUUUUUUAUAUUGUGUAUUAUUAUAAUUAAAGUAUAUUUGGUAACCUUUUAUUGUACCACCUAUCCUUUUAUACACAUAUAUUUAUUCUCAUUACCUGGCACCAUUCGUUGGACUCCAAGCAAUCCUAGGUGGGGAUUAUUCCACCAGCGUGAUAUAUCAGGAGCAGUUGACCUGCUCCUGUCUUGUGAGUAUCCACUUUUAUUUAAUUUUAUAUUUUAUUCCAAGUUUUACGCAGAGAGCACUAUUAGUUGUCUCUUUUUAUCUGAGUAUCUCCCACACCACGGAAGGAGGAGGUACGUGAAGGACAAGCAUUCUAUAUCCCACAAGCGGGGAUCUAAACCGCUGUACGCCCGUUACACCAGAGCAGGUUCUAGCUCUUGGAAAUGUGAGUUUACAUUCAAGUUUUAUAUUUUAAUUUCCGUUUUAUCAAGAUAUAUUACACCAUUUGGGUUCUGUAUUUGUUUUCAUCUCUUACAUACGAGACGGCCCAUAAGGAAGAUAGAAAACAAGAUUACUGUUCCGGAUCAAAUACUACGGACAUUGCCAGAUAAGAUCUUCUUCCCCUUUUUUUUUAUUCAUCCAUUUUUAUCUGGACUCUUAACACUUUUUAAGUAUUUUUUAAGCGCAGCCCUUUCUCUGUAUUCUCAUUUUGAUUGUGGUGAUUCGCCCCAUCCAAGAGAUUCCCAGUUUGUCCCAUCGUUGGAGGUCUGCGUAUGCUGUUUUGAGGAGUGGCGUGUAGUUGAUUCCGUAUGUGUCUCCAAGGUCCGAGGAUAGCUUGGUGCCUAGGUAGGUAAUGAAGGACUUGGUGACGCGAAACGGGAAGGAGUGGUGGAGCAGUUGCAACUGUGGGUCUGAUAGAGCUAUGGGCAUUAAAGUAGAUUUGGUUAGAUUGAUUUUGUAUCCUGAGAGGGUAGAGUAUUCGCUUAUGAGGUGCAGUAUUGCAUGUAGAGAGGAUAUGGGAUCUGUUAGAGUGAGAAGAACAUCAUCAGCGUACGCUGCCACUGUGUACGCUUCCUGUCUUAUCUGCACUCCCCGAAUGCUGGGGUGGAGGCGGAUAGCUUGGAGCAGGGGUUCCAGUGCAAUUGCAAAGAGGAGGGGGGAAAGGGGACAGCCCUGCCUGGUCCCAUUGGCGAUGGUGAAGGUUUGGGCAUUGACGUGCGGGAGUAGAAGAGUUCCCGUGGGACGAUUGUAGACCGCCCGCAAGAUGUUCAAGAAGCCUGGCGGAAAUUGUAGAUGUGUGAGUACUCCGUACAUGAAUGGCCAGAGAAGGCGAUCGAACGCCUUCUCCGCAUCCAACGAGAGCACCACUGACGGGAUGUUGCGAUGUUUGGUGUACCAGAUCGUAUCGAAGGCUCUUCUGGUGUUAUCCGCCGCCUGCCGCGUGGGGAUAAAUCCGACCUGAUCUGGAUGAAUCAGUGUGGGAAGGUACGGAUUAAGGCGGUUGGCCAGUACUUUCGUGAGUAUUUUCAAGUCGAUGUUUAAUAGGGAAAUUGGGCGAUAGUGCCCUGGGUCUAGGUGUUCUUUCCCAGGUUUGGGUAGAAGGCAGAUAUCAGCCGCCAGCAUGUCCGGGGGGAGUGGGUGGCCUUCCAGCGCUGCGUUGAAGACUUUGCAUAAUUGUGGUAUAAGGAUCGUUUGGAAUGUCUUAUAGUAGAUGGCUGUAAAGCCGUCGGGUCCUGGGCUUUUCCUGGGUUUCAGCGUCUUGAGGACCGCGGCGAUCUCUUCGAGAUGGCUCUAUGUUUGCUCAUAAUUUUAGGAUUUGUGAAUGUACACUGGCUUUUGAUUGUGAUUUUGGUUGGAUAAACUGAGCUUCCAACCAGAGAAGACCAAAAAUAGCUACUCUCCAUAAAGCAGGGUAAAUCAAGAACUGCACAAGAAGCAACCUCUAGGACAGGGGAUGGCAACUUUCGGCACUCCAGAUGUUGUGGACUACAUCCUCCUAAUGCUCUUACACCAAUAAUGCUGACAAAGCAUCAUGGGUGGUGUAGUCCAAAACUUCUAGAGUGCCACAAAUGUUCUUUUUCCUUAAAGGGACACUAUAGUCACCAGAACCAAUACAGGUUAUUGAAUUUGUUCUGGUUAGUAGAAUCAUUACCUUUUUGCUGUAAAUACUGUCUUUUUACCUAGUGAUAACUUCACUGGCCACUAUAAAACUAUUCAUUUAAAAAAAAAAUAUAUAUAUUUUAAGUUUAAAAAAAAUAAUGCCCCUCCUCCAUUUUACACACACACUCUCUGCAUUAUAUAUACAUACACACACACACUCUGCAUUCAUUAUAAACACACUACACAAACACACUGCAUUCACUUUACACACACACUACACAAACACGCUCCGCAUUCAUUAUAUAGACACUGCACAGUCACACUCACUGCAUUCACUACACACACACUACACAAACACUGCAUUCACUAAUCAAAUAUUCUCACUGCAUCCAUUACACACACACACACAUUCUUGAAAACAUAACAAAUUCUGACUGGCAUGUAUAUUUUGUUAAUUUACCUUAAUAUAAAACAAUUGGCAAAAAAAAUAAGUAAUAAACAUGUUCAGUUAACAGUAGAUUUGUGUACAGAAUAUCGGUAAGAUAACGGCCUGAAAGUUCAGAUUAUCGGUAUCAGCUCUAAAAAAAAAAAAUCUAUAUCGGUCGAUCCCUACAGUUUACUCUGCAUAUCAUUGCACCCUGAUUAAAGGACCCCUAUAGGGUCAGGAACACAAACAUGUAUUCCUGACCCUAUAGUGUUUAACCCACCAUUUAGAUGGCUUUCCCCCUAUAAACGUUUAAAAUUCACCUUAUUUACAAUGUCGCGCGGGUCUGCCGGCACUGGCUCCGCCCCCUUUUUGACAUCACCAAAAUGGCUAAAAUCAGCAAGGGGGCAGGGCCAAAUGCUGUUUUGGCCAAUCAGAGGCGUGGGGAUGCUGAACGGCAGGGCUGUCUACUGAACAGCCCUGAGCCAGGAAACCCCUCCAGUGGCCAUCUAAGGAGUGGCCACUUGGAGUUGUCCAUAGGGGCAAUGUAAACACUGCCUUUCAUCUGAAAAGGCAGUGUUUACAUGAAAGUGCCUGAAGGGAGCUAUUAUACUCACCAGAACAACUACAUUAAGCUGUAGUUGUUCUGGUGACUCUAGUGUCCCUUUAAAGUAUUCCUAAUCCAAUGAUUCACAUAAAGGAGCGUACUGGAUGAACACAGUAUCUAUCAUCUGCAUACUUUACUUGCUGAUGCCAGACGUCAAAUAAAUUCAGUAAUCAAUCUAUUCCAGUCUGGAGCCCCUAUCUGACUGCCAACAGCAGUCGUGCUGACGAUUUUAAUCUGUUUCCUUUCUCUGUAACUGCACUAUUUACAACAGCUAGGCUGCAGGGACAGCAUCUGAUCCCCAAACUCACUACAUUAAAAUUAGACUAUCCCUCCAACUUGUAUGUCAGACAACAAGCCGUUAUAGUAUUACUCUGGGCUUUAGUGAAAGGAAUAACUGACCUUCUCCUGAACACAGUGACAUUAUUAACAUUUUACUUGUCAUUGGUUUCAUAGUGCAUUUUUCCUUUCCUGGUGACCUAGAGGCACUAUAGGCUGCAAUUCACCCCCAUUCUUUAAUACAUUUUAUAGAAUCUAUUCCAGCUUUAUGUAGAUAUGUGCAAACAUAAAGUUUCUAAAAAAAAAAUAAAAUAAAAAAAUACCAUCACAGUCCCCGCUGUUUGUGCAAAGCAAGCAGAAAUAACAAGUAGACCCGUCAAAGACCAGCAAGACACUUCAACAAUCAGGAGACGCUCAAUGGGGUUAUGUUCUGGUGACUUAUAUCAACAAGGCAGAAUUUUAUGGGAUAUGUUGUUAACCAAAAACAGUUGCACUCAUCAAAUCUGAUGUACACAUUUUUUAUCUUUACUAUAUCCUAUAUUUCUAUAAGGAUGUCUCAAAGGGGCAGUGUGGGCAUCAUAACUACCACUGUACGCUUAUAUUUAAGGAAUCCAAGGUGCCCAUUAUAUAUGGGUUUUUGUAUAUGUCUACAAGACAACUUGGAAAAAUAGUCUUCUGCAGUUAUGAUACUUCUAGUAUUAUGGCCUUUGAUCCACUUAACGUGGGUUGUCCCUAGAUUCUAUAUACGCCAAAUAACUUAAAAUUCUGAUUCUAUGCUUAUUAAGGGUGUGGUGACCCAAAACCAUUUGUAAAUAGGGAUGGCAGGUGCAAUAAACAUCAAUGAAGUACAAUUAUUACCCUUUAAAUCUCGUCAGUGCCAUACAUUAUACCGUGCAAUUAUCCAAAAAGAAUUACAUUCUUGAGCAAUAUAAUAUUGUAUUGAUUUUAAUAUUUUAUGCUUUACAAGUGUAUCUCUAACAUGUUCUGUGUAUUCACUCAUUGAACUUCGAAUCAAAAACUGUCAGAGAAAGCAAUCUUUACAUUUUUCAGGUAAUUUUUAUUUUUUAUUUUUUUUGGAUACAAAUAUUCCUUGCAAAAAGGUGACAAGACAUUAUGGCAUGAUAUGUCUAUGUAAAAUAUUGCAUACUUAAAUAGAAUUUUUAUUAAUUUAUCUAUUAUUAUUUGUUAUUUAUUUGUUUCAAAUUGUAGUAGUUUUUGUUCAGGAUGUAAAUUCCAGAUAGAAAAAUGUGGAACGAAAAAUAAAAAGAGGAAAUGAGGAUUUGUUUACAUAGUCGACUUUGCCCUGUCCCAUUCAAAUUCUGUUAAGCACCUUCCUCUGCAACAGUCAGGAUAUUCUCAUAUCUUUGGCUUUGAGGCCACAUUUAAAGAACAUGCUGUGUGUUUGUGUUUUGUAGCAAACGGGUAUCAAAACAUUGUUUUGUAAGAUAUAGGGGAAUAAAAUCCAUCUUUUGGUCUUGAUCAACCCAGUGCCAAAUGGCAGUAAUUGUUAGCAAACUAAUGAGUGGAGUAUUGAAGGGGAUGGUAAACUUUUUUUACUGGGCAUAUUUGUGAGCAGAAUUGCCCACUUUAAACCUUUUCUGCAGAGAUCCAUUCUUCCAUGUGUGUACUAUAAUAAAAGUUAAUUCUGUAAAGACUUAUUUUUUUUCCAGUGUCAGAGGGGUCUCAGUUGUAUAUUGGGAGAAAGUUGAAAAAAAAUCUUGAUAGAAAAUAUUGAAGAAAUGUAUAUUAUGUUGUUAUUUAUAUAGCGCCAACAAAUUCCGCAGCGCUUUACAGUGGGUGGACGAACAAACAUGUAGUUGUAACCAGACAAGUUUGACGCACAGAAGCAGAGGGGUUGAGGGCCCUGCUCAAUGAGCUUACAUGCUAGAGGGAGUGGGGUAAAGUGACACAAAAGGUAAGGAUAGUAUUAGACUAAUGACCGUUACAAGAGAGGAAUCAGUCAGGAGCUAUUAACAGUUUAAUACGCUUUUAUGAAGAAGUGGGUUUUUAAUCAUUUUUUUGAAGGAGUGGAGACUGGGUGAGCAUCUAAUGGAGGAGGGAAGUGAGUUCCACUGGAACGGUGCAGCCCUCGAGAAGUCUUGAAGGCGAGCAUCAGAGUUGGGAGUACAGACAGAAGAUAGACGUAAGUCUUCAGCAGAGCGUAAGGGCCCAGACGGGACGUACUUGUUUUUUAGGGAGGAUAGAUAGGUGGGAGCAGCAAUAUGUAGAGAUUUGUAAGUAAGAACCAGAAUUUUAAAUUGAGCCCUAUAUCUUACAGGAAGCCAAUGUAGUGACUGACAGAAGGUUGAGGCGUGGGAGGUGUGGGCGGACAGGAAGAUGAGCCUUGCUGCCGCAUUCAUUAUGGACUGUAACGACGCAAGUUGGGAGCACGUAAGACCACUGCAAAGCGGAUUACAGUAGUCAAGGCGAGAAAGGACAGUGGAAUGGACCAGUAACUUAGUUGCAUCUGGCGUCAAGUAGGGUCGGAUGCGCGCAAUGUUUUUGAGAUGGAAGCGACAGAAUUUUGUGAUAGAUGGAACAUGUGUGAAGAAGAGGUCGGAGCGAGUCUGCGUGGUGGAGCUGAUGGUAGAACCGUUGACUUGGAGGUAGACAGACACAGGAGUAGAAACACUUGAGGGAGGAAAUACCAGAAUUUGUUUUGGACAAGUUGAGUUUAACCCCUUAAGGACACAUGACAUGUGACAUGUCAUGAUUCCCUUUUAUUCCAGAAGUUUGGUCCUUAAGGGGUUAAGGAAGUGGGCAGCCAUCCAGUCAGAAAUAGCAGAGCGGCAGUCUGAGACACUAGUCAAGAAGGAUGAGGAGAGAUCAGGAGAGGACAGAUUUGCGUGUCAUCCGCAUAGAAAUUAUAUUGGAAGCCAAAGGAGCUAAUGAGUUUAGCAAGGGAGGCAGCAUAGAUGGAGAACAGUGGGGGCCAAGGACUGAACCUUGGGGGACACCAACAGAGAGGAGUUGGGGAGAAGAAGCAGAACCAGAGAAAGAAACACUGAAAGAGUGCUGGGAGAGGUAGGAGGAGCACCAGCAGAGGGCAAUAUCUUGUAGACCGAUAUUGCAGAGAAUGAGAAGAAGCUGUUGAUGAUCAACAGUGUCAAAAGCCGCAGAAAGGUUAAGGAGAAUUAGGAUAGAGUACUGACCACAAGAUUUUGCAGCGAGUAGAUAAUUGGAUACUUUGGUCAGUGCCGUUUCCACUGAGUGCUUAGCGCGGAAUCCAGACUGAAGCGGGUCUAGCAGAGAGUUGGACUUGAGGAAGUCUGUCAAUCUCGCAUACACAACUCUUUCAAGGAUCUUGGAUGCAAAAGGCAGUAGCGAGAUAGGACGCUAGUUGGACGGGGAGUUAGGGUCAAGGUUGGGCUUCUUUAGAAUUGGUAUUACAGUUGCAUGUUUGAAGGGCGAUAGAAAUAUGCCAGAGGAGAGCGAGAGAUUGAGAAUUUUAGUGAGAGGUAGAGAAAGAGAAGAAUGGAUGAGAUGCGAGGGACUUUGAUCUAGGGAGCAGGUGGUGGGACGGGAGGAUUGGAGCAGAAACCUCUUCCGCUGUAACGGGUGUGAAUGAAUAUAGAACAGCAGAGGGAGUGAGGUUAGGGGUAGUAUUGUAAGGAGAAGAAUAAAGAUGAGUUCUCUUCCCUGACUGUAGAGAUCUUGUCAGUGAAGUGAGUUGCAAAGUCUGAGGCGGUCAAGUUAGUAGGUAGAGGAGGGACAAUAGGGCGAAGAAGAUAGUUAAAUGUGUGAAAUAGUCGUUUGGGUUGGUGGGAGAGUGUCGUUAUGAGGGUAUUAAAGUAAUUUACUUUUGCAGAGGAAUAAGCCAAGCUGUAUGAGCGCAGCAUAAAUUUAUACUGGAGAAAGUCAGACGCACAGUGAGAUUUUCUCCAACAGCGUUCAGCAGCUCUGAAGCAUUUUUGGAGGUAUCAGGUCAGCUUGGUGUUCCAAGGUUGUUGUUGGUGGCGCUUGCUGCAUUUAAAUGUGGGAGGUGCCAUGAUGUCUAGUUGAGAGGAGAGGGUGGAAUUGUAGAAGGAGGUUGCAGAGCUAGGACAGGUGAGGUUUGAGAUAGGUAAAAGGAGAGUUGGAGAUAUCAACCAUUCUUAACUUUCUUCAUCUUUUAUCCUCCUAGAAGAUCCUUCUUUAAACGUAUAAAUCAAUAUAUAUGGAAUUCUGUGAAAAUAUAGGCCUAUUUGUGAAUCAUUUAAUAUAUUUUACAUAUGUUUGGUUUUCUGAUAUCAUUUUAUAUAUUUAGCUUUUUAUUUUUUGUGGUUUUCUUUAGGUGCAAAAGAAAAAGAUUUGUGACUCCAUUAGAAGAUGGAUAAUUAUUUUAAAGCAGCGGUUGUGGACUUGGAUAAGCUUCUAGAUGAUUUUGAGCAGAACACAGGUAGAGUAUAUUUGAAUUGUAAUCUAUUUAUUGAAAUAUCAAUGAUUAAGCAUGACAGGAAUCUUUUUAUAACCAUGCAAAACAAAGUACUUUUUUAUAUAAAACUCGAAAUAAAUCAUUUCAAAAUAAAGGGGUGUGGGGGCAACUAGGUGGGAGGAAUCUGAUGCAGUCCAACAUUAAAAAAUAAAUUACCAAUCUACUUUAACCCCUUAAGGUUGGAAGCAGUUGUCCAAGUCUGGAACCAAAACAAAACCUAGAAUCUGAGCUAUAUAUCUGUUCGACCAUAAUUGGCAUCUUUCCUAUUAAGGGUACCCAAAGAAAAUGUGGCUUUCAUUUCACAUAAAAUAUUUAUAUGUGGAAAACUAAUUUGAAUAAAAUCUGAAAAAUAAAAAAAGAUUGUGAAAUAAAAUUUUGUUUUCCAAGUACUGCAUGGCAUUUUAACUGUGAUGGUCAUAAUACUGUUAGAUUUUAGUGCAAUAAAACACACAUUUGCUGUGAUGUCCCACGACUACAACGAUGCCACCCAUGUAAAGGUUUCGUGGUGUUUUGGAAAGUUACAGAGUCGAAUAUGGGGCUUGCCCAUUUCAGAUUUUAUGCAUUGAAAUUUGACAGAUUUGCUGGGCCUAUGUUGUAUUUGAGACCUUAUGGCAGCCUAGGAAUGAAAAUUACCCUCUUCAUGACAUACCAUUUGCUAAAGUAGACAACCCAGGGUAUUAAAAAUGGGGUAUGGCCAGUCUUUUAUAGUAGCCACUUAAUCACAAACCCUGGUAAAAGUAAGUGUUAAUAUUUUUUUUUUUUUUUUUUUAAUUUUUCACACAAAAACAGCCCUUUUAUCUAUAUCAUCAUCAUUAUACAUUACUUCUCUAAAGCACUCCUAUUUGUGUUCUGCAAUGUGUCACAAGUACAAAAGUACUUUAUACAUGGAUUCCUUGGAGUAUGUGUCUGCUGUAUACAACAACUUUGAAACACAACUCAGGAAGAGGAGCAAAGCCACACGUUCAGAUGUGUCAUUACACUCACCCAUCAUUAAAGCCCAUGUUUACAUUUUGUGUCUUGCCCUUUGUUCUCCCCAUAGUGUGUGGUGUCUGACUGGGUGUUGUGUAUGAUGUCUGUUGGUUGAGUGUAAUUCAUGUGUGUGAUCUGUGCUGGCCGUAUGUAAUGUGUGUUGUGUGGGCUGGCUGUAUGUAUUGUGUGUGGUGCUCUGCCCCUUCCUCCUGCUGUUUGGCAUUUACAGUGGAUCUUCUUCUUAGAUAUGUCAAUGAGUUAGAGUGCAUGCUGGGAAUCCUGCCGGCUAGAGUCUCAAAGGUCUGCACCCGGCCCCCUACUCAAUUAUCAGCCAGCAAAGGUAACAAAAAAAACCUUGCCCAAGUCAUUGGGCAAUACAGUCAGAAAAUAGUUUUAAGUCGAGGAUUAUUUAACAAACAAUCUCUUAAACAUGAGGGUGUGCUGCCCUUUUAGCCAAAUUGUUUCCCGCAACAUAAAAUAAUAUAAAUGGAAAGGUCUACUCCUCUCAGGAGGCUGCCAGUGGUUUCCUUCGGUACUGGCAACUACACCAGCUACUAUUCUGGCUUCCAGUGAAAUCAAAGCAAGUAAUAUUGGCACAGAAGAGUUUUUCACCAAAGGUUUGCUGUCACUGACAUACUCUCUGGGCUCCAUCCAUACCCUCCACAUGCAGCCUGGUUCUGAGACCCUCCACUGCUCUCUGUGCUGCUUCUGGGUUAAAGGGACACUCCAGAUCCCUAAAGUGCUUUAUGCGUAAAGAGGUUGUCCUCUUUUUUUUAAAAUGAAAAAAAAAAAGUGCAGAUUUCAAUAGAAACUGGCACUUUUAUUAAUUAACCUGGUUACACGCACUUGGCUUUUAAGUAGACAACCGUUACUUGUCCUUUUUACUUGCUAGUUUGUUUAGCUCUGUGAAGUUAAACUCAAGAGGCAGCAAUUGCCCAGAGCACCUGCCUUGCAAAGACUUCUCAUUGAGCUACAUUGGGAAGUCUGUUAUUGGACAGCCACAUAACAACUGUGCAGAGUUUGAAGGGAAGGGCUUAUAAAGGUUGUAGACGAGAGCGGCAGGCUUUGUAAGCAGUUUUUAGAUACACCGUCAAUGAAAAAAAUACUUAAAUGCAUGCAUGUUUUCAGUGGGAUUCAUCUACUAAGCAGUGAUUUUAAUUUAUUUUGUAUUUAGGCUGCUAAAUAUUCCUUUAAUUAGCCAGCAACAGGUAGUCUGUCUGAACUAGAAAGUAUUUAAACCCUUUAUUCACAGGGAAAGUCUGCCCUUUGUAAUCUGACUGAUAUACACACGGUCCCGACUCUGUCACAGUAGAAUAUUUGAGAAAAAUAAAUGUAAUAAAUAUAUAUAGUUUUAUAUUCUCUCUCUCUCUCUCUCUCUCUCUCUCUCUCUCUCUCUCUCUCUCUCUCUCUCUCUCUCUCUCGUUAGUUACAUUAUAUGAUCAUACAUUGCAUAAGCCUGUCACGAUGCAAAUGUACCCCAUUUUUGGUAAACUAAUGCCUGCUCUUAUGAGAUUAAUCCACUUACUUGGAAACGCCUUCUUCUUGGGGCUCUCUGCAGUACAAGGUUAAAUAGGGCCCUUAAAUGAGGUACGUGCAAAAGCAGCAACAUAAUAAUUUAUGAUUGUUUGGGUGACUGUAGCCCUCUUGGUUUCAUAUAUUUUUAUAUAUAAAAAGUAAGAGAAUGAUUAUAUAUCUUAAGAUUUUUGCUUGUUACUCACAGAUGAGUUGGAAACCUGCCCAUCAUCUUUAGCUUCUCUCAACCCAAACCCUCACGUGGUCUCAUCGGGUGACUUUUACCUGCAACCAGACUUUCCUGCUCCUCUGAAAUUAUCCAGUGAUGAUAACAGUCCUCAGCAGUCAUGUUUGUCCCAUGUUAGCUCUACGGGCAAGGAGAUAGAUGUGACCACGUUAAAUCCGGAAAAGAAUGUAGCUGGCCUAGAUCUUCUAUCUUCUGUGGAUGGAGGAAUAUCAAAUGAAGAUGCAGUGAGCGCGGGGAGGACUGGUGUUCCUGUUUGUGAUCUUAUUAGUGACACCGGCAGCUUAAUACAUGUGGGAAGUAACCGUGAGUCCUUUAUGCCUGAUUCCUCCCAUUUGGUUGGAAAUUUUGUUUCUGAACUUGAGUCACUUGAUGAACCUGGACUUCCAACACUGCCAACUGUAGAACCGUACACGUCUUCAAACCUCUGUGAAUUAAAGCAAGAGUGUGUAACUCUUGGAGAUUCUGAUUUGUUAUCCGAGAAUGAUUUUGUAUUUACAGGUGGACAUCCAGAAGAUGAAGGGAUAAAUAGUCAAGCAGUACUGUGUCUCAAUGAUGAGUGCUAUCAAGAUAAAGAAGCUUCCAUUAGUUCAUCAAGCACUGAUACCUUAAGCAGUUCAAAUACAUCAAGUACUGAUGGAUAUGUAAGUGAGGAUCUCCCAUAUGAUACAUUGAAUCAAGACAUUGCAUGCAUGGUAUCAAAAGAAGGUGAAAAUAUUGACAAGCCAUCUUCUGAAAACACAGAAAUGUUAGCAAUGUCGUGUCCGGAAUAUACUGGUGGGGCUUCUACACUGGGUAUAGGUGAAGAAGGAAAAGCUGUAGAUGACAGUGAUUCAGAUUGUUGCAAAGAAGAAUACUCUUUAGAAACUGAAAAGCCAUUGUGUGAAAAUUUUGACACCUCAGAGAAUGCAAAUGAGAUGACAAAUCUUUUUGCAGAAUCUUCAAAAUUUGAAGACCGUAAACAAACUGAAUAUUCCAUGCCAAAGGAUGAUUUGACGUUCAAUGCCAUGGAAUCUUCAGGUACUGAAGGAUCUAGAAUAUAUGUACAGGAAGUUGAUAACAUGAAUGAAGAUAGCCAUAGAAUAACUUUAGCACAUGUUGAAAACUUGCCAUUGACCGUAAGUAGCAAUGAACAAGAGAAAGAUGAAUUUUUGCAAGAUGUAUUUCUGACCACUGUUGCGACUGAAAAUUCUGAAGUGAGCCAAAAUACGUCUGAUUAUGUAGAGAAAAAUAAUCCAGAACAUCAGGCAACACACAUAUUGCCUGUUGUUGAAAAGUAUAAUGUUGAUUCAAGUGACCCAACCCUUAAAAAUAUUAAUAGCACUGACUUUGAAGAAGCUAUUUUGCAUGAUGUCAUUGACCAAAAUCUACUGACUGACCCAAGUGACCUGCUGUUGGCCAGCUCCUACAUCAGUGAUGCUGAACUUGAUGCUUUUCUUAGUGGAAAGACUGAUGAUCUUAGCAAGGAUAGUACCUUGGAACCUGACUUAACAAGUAAUGUUGGCAAUAUGGAUGCUUCUGUUAGAACCUGCACUGACAUUUACAGUAAAGGUCCGUCCUCUGAGAAAUUUGGCAUGAUUGUGGCUAGCACAGAACUUCAUCCUGAACACCAGCUUUACAGAGUAGAAGGUAACACUCUCGCAGCCCAAUCACAAAGUACAGCCAGUUCAGACAUGCCUCCUCAUUUGUCUGGAACAGAAAGACAUCUUCCAGAUGCUAAUGUGGUAUUACCCGUAGGAGGUGCCAGACCCAAACAGCUCUUUCAUCAACCACCUGAAAAGUUGACAAGCAAGGGCUCAGAGGAGGAAAUGGCAGAGCAACCAAUCACUGAUUCAAGUCCCGUAAACUUGCCAUAUUUGCCAGAAGCAGAGACUGCAAAUAGCAAUAGUUCAGGCGUUUUGAAAAAGCCAACAAAUCUGACUUUAAAUGACAACUCAAUAUUAAACAUCAACAGAAAAAUGGGCAGGUUGGAAGAAGACACAAAUCCAUAUCCUACCCUGGGACAGUGUGAGCCUACAUGGAUUCCUGAUUCAGAGGCUCCUAGCUGCAUGUAUUGCAAAGUUAAAUUCACAUUUACAAAACGAAGACAUCAUUGUCGAGCUUGUGGAAAGGUAAGUUUGACUAAGCAUGUUCUUUUUUUAGUCCUCUUACCACACAUACAGAGUUAAUUACUAAAGUGAGAAUUACUGGAAAGUUAACAUUUAAAUUGGAAAUGACAUGCAAAUUUCAUUGCACAGAAUUUAAUUUAUUGGCUGAGAGUGGUCAGGUGGAAGCCUCAAAGCCAGCGGGACCCAUUACCAGAGAAACCUGGCUGAGGUACUCGUCACUUCAUGACCUGUACAGCAGACUUGGAGUAAUCAUUUAAGGCCAAAAUGUCCAAACUAUAAACAGAAUUGACUUGGAUAAUUGUCUAAAUUUGCUAUUUUGAAAUUCAUUUUUAAUUCCUGGAAUUCUCACUCUCGUAGACAACUCUGAAGGUUACCAAUUAAUCUAAACCAACACAUUUAUUUAAUCUGUGCCUGCUCUGUACAAAUUACAGGUAAAACUCUGAAAAUAGGUAUCCCGUCAACCCCCCCCUUUUUUUUUUUUUUUUUUCCCCCUCCAAUUUUUAAUUAUUCAUAGUAAAUAAGGGUAGUUAUAUAUUGGGGGGAAAAAAAGAAAAAAAAAUAUUAAUUACAUGCAAUUCUCAAGUUGGAUUGUGUCCUUGAUUUCUCUAGGGUCUUAAACAAAAGUAAGAAGAAAUAUUUAAAAAAAAAUAAAAAAUCAGAGCAUGUAUUUUUUUUAACCAAAUAUGUGUUUUGGGUUGUAUUCAUUGGCAUUUCCCCUGUCUUCCAUUUCUGUCUAGGUUUUCUGUGCUGUGUGUUGCAGUCAGAGAUGUAAAUUGCAAUACAUGGAAAAAGAGGCAAGAGUGUGCGUGGUUUGCUAUUACAUUAUAACAAAAGGUAGGAUGCUCACUUCCUUUCAAUAUGUUGCAUGAAGUCCACCAUUCAUAACUUUGAGCACUCUGUCCUAUUGAGUAGAGCACAACUAAAUAAACGGUAAACCAUUGUUCACUCUCUCAGAGCAAGUACUGCGGCUGUCUGAUGUGGCUAUGGAAUAUGGGAAUUUUCUGCCAACUGUUGCCAGUGCACUUAUACUUCUUGAAAAUUAAAGGGACACUCCAGACACCUGGACAACUUGUAUGCACAUUCAAACUUAAUGUGAGAUAAGUCGUAUUGAGGCACUCUGAGCAUCAUAGCCACUAUAGUUUUAGAUUGUAUGGAACAAAGUCUGUGAGGGACCUCUCCCCGUUUUGAGCAGUUUGUCAAAACGUGGGACUUAACUGUGCUCACAGCAGAGUCCCACUGCUGAUUGAAUAAUGCAGAGGCAGGCUUCCACAUUGGCAUUCCUUCUAGUAGGUAUCUCUGACUUACUGAAAGUGGGUUGGUUAGUGGGGGUUACCUGAAGGAUGUGAAAUGUAAGUAGAGGUUUUUUAAUAUUCAUGCAUUGUAGUGUUGAAAGGGCUGGCACUGAAGUCAGCACUGAUCCUCCUGGCACUGCUCUGCAUUCAUAAAUGCCUGUAGGAAAUCACAUGCAGUCACUAUGUUACAUGUUUUUGCUCUGUUGAGAACGAUUGUCUGCCAGUUGAUUUUCUGGAUUCUUGUUGCUGCUAACAGAAAGAAGGAAGAUAGUGAAAUUCUGCAGGUUGGUAUUUAUUUUAUUAUUCAUAUGUUUUGUUAUGAAUUUUCUUCAGGAAUCUUAAAGAAUGGGGAGUCCAUUCCAGCUUGGAGUGUCCCUUUAAGCGUACACCUCACACCAGUUAUCUGAUCUACAUAUUUUUAUAUCAACCUCUUUGGCUUUUCUAAUGUUGAACUAUCCCAAUUUUAAUCAUUAUCUUCUAAUAGAGACAAUUAAAGGGGGCAAGUUUCACAGAAAGGUUUGCAUUCACAUCUCAAAACAUGGUGAAUUCAGAAUUGAAAUUUGUAACCUAAUGCCAGCCAAGCCAAUCUAAUCUCAUGGCAUCAUAGAAACAUUCCCAUACACAAACUGUUAGUGAUCCUUGGAAUGUUUUAUAUAUAGAGAGAGAUUGCUAUAAUGCUCGCAAUAACAGCAUCAUUUUCAUAAUAUGACUUGCUUUAGACCACAUGGAGGUGUAUUCACUUACUGAUUUCCUAACUAAUCCGAUUCAGUAAGGAAAGGUAAUGGCCCUGGUACUAUACCACUCUACAAUACAAUCAAUCACUGAUUAUCAAUGUUUUUGCCUUUAUGUUUUUUUUUUUGUUUUUUUUUUAAACCAUGUUUUCCUAUACACACAUUUUUAGAUUUCUGUAGAACUUCCCCUUAAAGGGCACGAAACAAAUCAUCUGAUUUUAAUUGUAGUAUGAUUCCAAUUUAAUGUGAUUUUAAGCUUGUAUGUGUAGUAUAAUAUUGCAGUCAUAGUACUGAAUUUAGCUGGUAACAUCUAAGAUUUCACAUGGAAACUUAAGGGACUUAUUCCCAGGACCCCAUGUCAAACCUGUUUAUCCAUCAAAGCCCAUUCCACAAACAUUUAUUAAAGAACAACUGACAUGGAAAAUAAUUACACACUGAAAUCUUUAAGUGUUUUAUUUUGCAUUGCUUUAUGUGUAUUUAAAUAUUUCAAUAUUUUCCCUGCCUACGAAUCUCCCCACGUUCACCUUCCAUCUUUCGUCUCGUACCACUAAGAUCAGUUAUAUGAAUGAGUCAUUUGACCAAAGAAAACUGGAAGGUGGGAAGAGGGAGAGGCUUUCAGGAAGGCAGGGAAAUUAACAUAUUUCAGUAUACAUCAUUUAAAUGAAAUGGAACAUAAUAAAAAUAGCACUUGAAAAUUUCAAUAGUUAUUUUUUUAUUUUUUUUUCACCACUGUCCUUUAAACCAGGUGUGCUGGUUUGUACAUGUGGUUUCCUCCACCUCCCCCACCCCCAUUAAUCCUUUCCAAAUUAAUUGUCACAGAUUGAUUCUGUUUUCUUAUUUCAAAUUAAAUGAGCAUUCAAACGACCACCCAGCAUUUGUAAUUAUGAGUCUCUUAAGUGAGCAGAAACACAGGUGACUGAGGUCACCGUGACACUGAUUCUAAGAAUACCAACGAAGUGUGACCUGCCGAUAAUUCAAAGCAAAUUUCAAAUUAUAGGCCACACUGGAAGAAGUAUUCAUGUUGAGUAACUCACAAUUUACUUAUUAACUUACUAGUGUUGAAAUGGUCCUGCAAACCAUGUCCAUAGAAAUCUGCCUUUACUGUAAUAGUAAGCACAUACAAGUUAUUAAUAUGAACCCAUAUACUCAAUUCCAUUGCGUCUGUGGUCUCUUUUUAUUCCACUUUGCUUCCUCCAUUCCCCUUUUUUCUGUAAUUACACUAGUGUAAAAGCUAUGUGUCGCUUUGCCAGUAUAUUUUUUUCUCCUUUUAUUUUGUUCUCCUUCCUUUAGUACAGGCUUUUCAAAGGAUGAUGAGUCCAACUGCACUUAUCCCAAUUCCCAAUGCCCCCUCUGUAUCCUGUCCUACCAUCCCUCCUUUGAUGCAGGCACAGGGGGCAGAUUUAAUUAAUUCUUCUCCACCUAGUGUUUUGGUGUCUGGCUCAAUACUUAAACAACCAAGAGCUGAAGGUAAAUCCAGCGAACAUUCUAAGUGGCUAGAACAUACAAUUUUGGAUUCAGAAAUGUCUGAUUAUUCGUGCUACUUCAGUUGUUUAAGUAUUACUGUAUUUUCUGGCGUAUAAGAUGACUUUUUAACCCUGGAAAAUCUUCUCCAAAGUCGGGGGUCGUCUUAUACGCCGGGUAUAGGGUCUAUAUGGCUUCCGUGGGCGCCCUGCGCCCCCAUCGCCGACCCUUCUAAUGCUGCUAUAGAGAGUGCUCAGACGGCUGCCGCACUGCCUCUCUUCUCACCUCCCCUUCCCUGUGCAGAGUGGGUGGCCGAGCUCCUCUUCGUCCUGUCAGUCCGGCCGGGUACCGCGCGGUACAGGAGAUUCAGUUACCUGUUCGUCUGAGUGACUGAACAGGUAACUGAAGUGCACACUGACAGGACGAAGAGGAGCUCGGCCACCCACUCUGCACAGGGAAGGGGAGGUGAGAAGAAGUAGGGAGGGGGGGGAGUAAAAAGAAUGGGGGGGGGGAGUAAAAAGAAUAUAUCGCAAUUAGCCUCCUGUGUGCUAGACCAGCAGGCAUGGAUUAUAUGCCCAAACAGCCUGGCACAUACCUGGGCUUUAAAUGCUAUUUCAGAUUAUGAUUAUUUAAUGUCUUGCUGUGUAGCUCUGUCUGCUCACUGUACAUCAUGGCUAAUUUUUAUUUGGUGUGCAUUGGAAGAGGGAUAUUCUUAUACGGCGAGUAUAUCCCAAACUCUAUAUUUUAACUGGAAAAGUUGGGGGUCGUCUUAUACGCCGGAAAAUACGGUAAUUUUUCCCAAGUAUAUCUAAAGGAACACACAAUCGUUUUUUUUGUCUUUGUGUUUACAGUUAUUUGUCCAUCAUUUUUAAAUGGGGGGGAAAACUGCAAUUAAUGCAGAUGCCACAAUCCAUUUGUCCAAUGCAUUUCAAUGGUAAACAUUUCACACACCCCCAGCGUCUAGCAUUUGCAUACAUUGCAUGCUGAUGCCUGAUGUAAAAUAUUGAAUUCAGGCGUCAGACUAGAAUACACUCAAUUGAUAUCCGUUUUAGUCUGAUGCCUCUUGUGGUUUGAUUCACAACCACUACAGAUAUUAGAAUUGGAAAAUUUAAACUGUGGCAUUUCUCAGAAUCUCAAGGGUUUCAAAGAUGCAGGGGUAACGUCAAGGUAAAGUGAUUUUUGUGCUUAUAUUGUCCUUUUUAAGCUUGAAAAGGAAUAAACUUCUGACGUGUUAAAUAGGUUGUUCCUGCCCCCAUAAGAUAGAAUAAUAGAGUCCAAAAAAGUGUAGAUUAUUCUGAAAAUUUCAAUAUUACACUUUAUAGUAAAGCUCCAAAUGUUGUCAUGAGCUGUGCCACACAGUGCUGCAGUGUAAGAGUAUGUGAUGAAAAUCUGAAAUUGUUUUAUUGUCUUGAUGCAUUUAGUCUAUCAAGUUACUUUAAAAAAAUUUAAUGGAAUACUAUAGGGUCAGGAACACAAACAUGUAUUCCUGACCCUAUAGUGUUAAAACCAUAUGGCCCCCCUUUGCCUCCAUAAAUAUAGUAAAAUCUUACUUAUAAUAGUCUGCAGCUGCUGCCUCUGCCCCUGUCUGCCUCUGACCUGUCUGCUGACAUCAUCAGAAAUGGUGGUCUGAGCCAAUCACAGUGCUUCCCCAUAGGCAGAUCAGGGGCAGAGCCCGCACAAUUCAAACACAGCCCUGGCCAAUCAGCAUCUCCUCAUAGAGAUUAAUUGAAUCAAUGCAUCUCUAUGAGUAAAGUUCAGUGUCUCCAUGCAGCGGGUGGAGACAAUGAAUGGCAGUGCUGCUCACUGUGCAGCACUGCCUCGGGAAGCACCUAAUUUGAGGAGUGGCCAGUGGAGUUAUCAUUAGGCUGUAAUGUAAACACUGCAUGCAUUUUUCUCUGAAAUGACAGUGUUCACAGCAAAAAGCCUGAAGCUAAUGAUUCUACUCAUCAGAACAAAUGCAAUAAGCUGUAGUUGUUCUGGUGACUAUAGUGUCCCUUUAAAUUCUGUACAGACCUUAAUAUGUCUUAAAACCUCUGCUGGGGUUGAUCAGCUGGAAAUGACAACAUGUUGACUAAUAUAUACACUUUUUUACCUCUCCUUCUUGACUUUAUCUAGGUUCUCUUAAAGUGUAUAGCUUUAUCCAACAUUAUCUGUAAGGUCAACAUACCUGGUUCAAUCUAGGCAGUGUAUACAGCAAUAUGGGGCAAACCUUAGCUGUGCUCCUACAACACAAAUUACACCAUAUGCAUUAUAUUAUACUAUACUACAAUCCGUUGGCAAGCAAUGUAAGAAAAGUGCCUUUAACAAUACAAAAAAGUAUCAGUCUCCCUGUGUAGGUAUGUUUUAUUUAUUUAUUUUAUAAUUGGUCACUAAUGGUUGCUCACUUUUAAUGUGAAAACAUUUCCCACAACCUACCACCUUCCUAAGGUUUCAAUAAUUUGUGUUUGUUAUUACUCUUACAGGCUUAUACCCGACUGGCAAGGAUGUAGCAUAUUGUACAGUUUAUUUUAUCAAGUAGCAUUUCUGGUGCUUAAUCUAUUCACACACUGGUGGGUGUUAUGGAAACAGCUGGAGUCCUGCUGAACAUCUGAUCCUGCUAUAAGACCAAACUAGAACUACUUUACAUAUUAAUAUAUCAUCAUUUUUUUUUUUUUUUAACUAGCCCUGAAUGCUGUGUUCAGGAUUCUGGGUAAUCAAGGUGUAGUUUGAGCCCAAAAAUGUGGAUCUAAUAAAAUGUUGCAUUUUUGCUAAAAAUGCUAGUGCUUGCGUAAGCAGUCAAAAUUAAUUACAGUUUCUCAAUCCCUACAGGAACUGGCCAGAAAGAGCAAAAAAGAGUUUGGUUUGCAGAUGGUCUCCUCCCCAAUGGUGAAGUUGCGGACACGAGUAAGCUUGCCAGUAUUGGCAAACGGCACUCACUAGAUGCCAGUCCAGUUACUCCUAUCUCACCUUACACACCGACGGUGAGCGUCGUGCCUUGAAUAUUAUCAUAUACCGAUGGGUUGAACCAUUUCAGACAGGGCCGGUACAAAGAUUUUUAGCUACACAGGCAAAGUAGCAUUUUGCUGUCUGUCUCCCUCCCCCCCUCCAAAAAAAAGAGACCACCUCAUUCCUGGUGGAAAGGAGCUGUAGAUGGGGACACAAGGGGUCUAGAAGGGGGUCAUGGACUGUUGUGGGGGAUAGGGUAGGUACAAGGGGGGACAAGUUCUGGGGGGAGGCUGUAGGGUGGGACACAUACAGGAACUGUAGUAGACUGGGGAAACAAGGGCUGCAGAGGGGGACGGACACAAGGGCUGCGGGGGGACGGACACAAGGCCUGCAGAGUGGGGGACACAAGGGCUGCAGGGGUGGGGGACACAAAUGCUGAGACAGGGCAAGGGCUGUAAAGAGGGGAACAGGCUAUAGAAGUGGGGUAGGGGCGUAAAAGGGGGAGCAUGGGCUGUGGUGGGGGACACAGGCUGUAGAAGGGAGGGCAUAGGGGCUGUAAAAGGGGCACAGGGGCUACAGAAGGGGCUAUUGAAAGGGGAAAAUGUGCUUGAGAGGGGUAUAGAAGUGUUGGGCAGGGGCUGUAGAUGGGAGCAUGGGCUAAGAAAUAAAAUCCCCCACCCCUGAGCCUGGAGCAGAAGCCUGCAGCCAGCACGAGCAGCCAGGGAAGUCGGACGGCCUCUCCUGAUGAUGUCAGGAGUGCAGUGGGGGGCGUGACUUUCACCGCUCUUCUCCCAGGACCGCUGGGAGUCUGUAGAAGAGCAGUGGAUGUCACGCCCCCUCCUCCUGACAUCAUCAGGAGAGGCCAGCCGACUUCCCAUCUGCUGUGUGAUAGCUGCAGGGAGAGUUAGGUAAAGUGAAAAAUCAGAGUCCCCAGCCACAGGCAGGGGUUCAGAUUUUUGCGCCCCUCUGCUCUGGCAGCCGCCUGUGCCGCCUUAUGGACGCUCCAGCCCCGAUAAUAGACCUAGAGUGAUGUGAUGCAUUUAGUUAUUUCAAGAAGUAACCAUUUGCAUCAAAGCUGCACAGCUGGGCACAACGUUUUAACUGUGGUGAAUUCAAUGACCCGACUUUGAUUGUUAUAAAAUAGGAUGGAGCCUUAAAGCCUUUCAACAGAACAGAAGGGUUAAAACUUACUUGGAUGGAAAAGAGACUGGAGACAGUCAUGAAAUCAACUUAGGUCAGGGCAGCAGAUGUCCACAGUGUCAGAAGAUUAAUUCUUUAUUUAAAAUUUGAUUUUUGCCUACAGACUGCCUCACCAUCACUGGAGAAAGUAAAAGUAUCUGAUGUACCUGCAACAGAGGCAUCUGCAGAAAUUGCGUCCGUGCAGGUGCCUUUGAAUAUAGCAGCAUCUACUGCCUUCCAAGUGUCCUCUGCUGCAGAUUACGCAAUGCUCUGCGGGAUCGAGAAGUGCGUGAGCAGAGAGGUGAACCUCCUGCCAGACGAUGACCAUGGUCUGCCACCUCUCCUGUUGGCAUCUGGAGAGGGUGGAGGUAAUUUUUCUAAUUAGAAUUUAUUGUGCAGGGUUAAGCAUGUAACAAACAUUGCCCAAACUGAAACAAGCAAUGAGUAUCAAACUGUUGUGCAAUACAACACCACAAAAAUAAACAUAAUUUUGGCUGAGGUCUUAUUCAGCAAUUCUUGCAUUUCUGCUUUGAAAUUUCUUUACAUUUUUCUAGUUUCAGAUCCUCUAGUGAAUGAAAAUUCCACUAAUACUGAGGUCAUGUUCCUUCUGGCAGACAGUGUACCUAAUCCUCUAACAUUCAUCCUCAAUGCAAACCUACUUGUGAAUGUUACGAUCACGUCUUGUAAGUAUCUUUAAACUACUCCCUCAUUCCUUUCUGUAAUGCUUCAAGGUAUUCCAUUCCUUAGAAGCACACAUUUAGAUACUUUAUAUUUUUUACAUUUUCUUGCACUGUUUUAACUCGCAUUUCAAGAAGGACCACCGCAAAGCACACUCUGGGCACCUGGACACCAUCAACGCACAGUACCUGUAAAGUGCUUGGUAAAAUAAACUUGCUUGAAUUUAAUGUAUUUGCUCAAAGAUGCUUCACUGAUCAACUGUAAUACCUCUAAACUCCAACAGUGAAUCUGUGUGUCUGGGUUGCAACUCAUUUACUGGUUGCAUCAUUCUAGCUGGGAAAAAUAAUCUAAUAAACGGAUCUGAAAAUGCUCGAAGCAGCAGUCUGCUAAUUUGCUCAAAUGGUUUUUUCAUUUUUCCCCCUAAUAAAUUAGAGAAUGCUUGCCACUAAUGGUGCAUGCUAUCAAUUAUAUGGCUCCUCAUACAAACUUAGCUUGUAUGAUGGAAUUUUCUGUUUUCAUUUAGAUGUAGAUAGAUCAAAUCUGUAAAGAAGCAUCUGUGUCUCUUUCCCAAUUAUGUUUUAACACAUGGAAAUGAGAAACUAUUUACGAAGCAGUGGUAUUGAUCACUCUGGCUAACCCGCUAAUGCUGUUUCUUUGUGCAUCUUUCACUAUCACACCAUCCCGGUCACAAACUCCUUGGUACAAUAUUUUUUUUUAAUAGUAUUGUAUCUAAUUGGUUGUGAAACCCACUUUUCUGGUGCUGGUUACCUAUCUUGAUGUGUGAAGAAAGGAAAAAAAAAUGAAUCUGCAACAUAAGUUUUGACUAAUCUAGACAUAUGUAAAUGCAUAUUUGAUUCCACAUUGAUUUUUAUUUUGUAUUUGUCCAGUCUGUAAAUACAUUGUGAACGCAGAUCAUUUAAUAACUGACAUGAUAGUGUACAGUGCUACAAGACCGCUUUAAAUAUGAAGUGCAUGCUGUUUUUACCUGUCAGGCUUUGUAUACUUUGUUAUAUCAUGAGAAGUCGUUCCUGUGCCUUAAUGCUUGCUUAAAGGUUUUCUUGUGUAUGGUUUUAAGUGGCUUUUUAAACAAAAAAAAAAUUGUUUAUCGAUUAGAUUCAUCAGAAAAAUGCUGGUUCUUUGCAUCCAAUGGAUUGCACAGCGUAGGACAGGCAGAAAUCAUUGUCCUAUUGACCUGCUUAGCUAAUGAAGACACUGUGCCAAAGGACAUCUUCAAACUUUAUAUAAACAUCUACAAGGAUGCACUGAAAGGUAAAGAGAAACCUAUUAAUGUUAAAAGAAAAUGCAAAGAUGAGCAUUUAUUAUCUCUUACAAUGAAAUAAAGUAUUUUAGUACACCCUUUGUCCAUCUGCAUUAGUUUAGUUUUUGUUGGUUCCGUGUUUAGACAAGGAUAGGGCCCCUGCACUCAGACCUCUUCAUUGAGAUGAGGUGGAUUGAGUAAAUGUAGUGUCCUUGGAAUAAUAAUGAACACAAGUACCCCGGGGUGUCACGGCUGCUAGUGUGUUCCAACACGGAGAAACUAUGUAAACAUAUACAUACAAAAGAAAAGCAAAAUAAAAGGACAGAGUGUAAACCGGACCUUAGAAUGGCCGGACUAAUACGCUAGAGAUAGAGAAUGGUCAAAGGGAAAGCCGAGGUCAAGGAAGCCAGAAAUACUCAAAUAAUGUUUAAACAAGCCAAGUCAGGGGAACCAGAAUUCGGAAUAACCAGGGAAAAGCCAAAAUCAGGAUACCAAGUCAGAUUCACAAAGAUAAACGCACUCUCUGGAUCAAGGAACAGGAAUCCACGACAAGGCAAGGAACUAGAGUGAAUUAGGGAUUUAAAUAUCCCUCUCUGGGUUCUGAUUGGUCAGAGGGUGACCUCUGACCCCAGAACGUGCGUUGACGUUGUGACGUCACCCGCACGUUUGUAUUACUGUGAGGGGCGGAGCUUAAGAUGGACGCGACCACGUGGUCCACGCCAUCUUUGAUUUGGGCGCGACGCCCAGAGAAAGCAGAGGAGCGGCUCCCGGCUCGCCGACGAGCAGGUAAGCUUGUGGUGUCAGCAAGACCGUGCCAGUCGGGCGCGGCAUGCGGCAGGUCGGGAGCCGCAACACGGGGUAAUGUUGAAAACUUGUGGCGACUAAAAUAAUUACAAAUACUAAUAAACAUAACUUGACCUUAUUUCAGUUUAGCUGAGUGUAUUUCUGUGUAUAUCUCAAAUUCACGAACUACAAAUAGACAUGUUUUAACCUCUUUUGUUUGUUUUUUUUGUUUUUGUUUUUCAGGAAAGUAUGUGGGCAAUCUGGAAAACAUGACAUUUACUGAAAGCUUUCUGGGUAGCAAAGAUCAUGGAGGAUUCCUGUUUUUCACGCCUACAUUUCAGGAUCUCAGUGGACUCCCUUUACCAAAUAACCCCUUCCUGUGUGGAGUUAUUAUACUGAAAACAGAGGUUCCUUGGGCCAAAGUGUUUCCUAUUCGUCUGAUGUUAAGGCUGGGAGCAGAAUCUGGUGGUGAGCCUCUCUCACUUCCUAUCUUCAUGCAUAUAUUUUUAUUUUAAUAAUUUGUUUGUGGAUCAAGUAAUAUUUGCUAUACUUUAUGCAUUUUUUUUGAAUUUAUUUUCUAUUACAUAUUUUUUAUAAAAUUGUAAUUUUAGAUCACGUUUACACAGCUAUUUUCACUUAUUUCGGUCCAUACUCUAGAUAUGAUUUGGAAUUAUUAUGAGCAUCAUUUUAGUUAUUAUUUUUUUUUGUAAUUCUUUAUUUUAGUUGUGCAAGUAAUGACAUUCCAUUAAAAAAAAAAGCUAAACCGACAUGUCUAUAACUGUAUUAGUAGUGAAUGAUUAAGUGAUUGGAGGUUAAUAGACGUGUGGAUGUGGUUCAGGCGUAAAGUAGUGAAAAGUAAACAGCAUCCAGCCUGGCUGAUCGCUGAUUGAUGUAAGAAUAUAGCUAGUGAGGAAACAGGUUGACCUGCCUGGAAGUAUAUGGUAUGUUCUGCAGGGCUGCUAAGUGCCCCUUGUUAGAUUACCCCCACCCUGGUGAAUGUAGCUUGUGAAUACUUUUAGUGAAUAUGGGAUCGGAUGGUGGGGGGUGGGAGGGAGGAGAUUGAUGAAACUCACUAGUGUCUGCAUGUGGGGGCCUGUUAAAGUCUGCAAUUGUAUGGGGAUUCUGCACAUAAAAAGAACAUUUCAAAUCAACAGUGUAAAUAAAAAUGAAUAACUGUAUAUAGCAUAGGGAACGACAGUCACGCUGCAAGAAUUGUUAUAGGUCAAUCAGGUGACCGCUAUGUUGGACGAGUGUCCUGGGGGUGGUCGAGGCUUGAAUACAGGGAUCGUUGAGGGAUCCAGGUUAGAUAGGUUCGUGCCCUUGACUCCAGCGAAUGAGGAACAUUUUUUUGAAUGUACUUGUUACCAUGUUUAGUAUCUCUCCAGAGAAAUUAUAUUAACAGGUGUCUUUUUAUUCUCUUCCCUUUUAUUGAUUUAUUUGUGUAUAUAUUUUGUUUUCGUAACCCUAUAGUAUAUCCUACUCCUGUGACAAGUCAAAGAAAUCGGAAGGCUGUAUUUGGCGAAAUAGGACAUACUAUAAUUAAUUUACUGACGGUAAUUAUUCCAGUUUCUUUUUAAAUCCAUAUCACUUUAGCACCUUGUGUAUUGUGUGUAAUUAUUCUUCUCUUUCUAAAAAAAAUUUUUUUUGUUAAAUUACUUUAAAACACUUGUAAAACACUUGGUGUUAUAUCGUGUGUAAAUUAAGGAAAAGGGAAAUACGUUAUCUUGUAAUGUAUGCAUGUAAGUAAAUACUUUUCAUUGAACUCCUGGUUUGUACUUGCUCCAUUGGAGCAGCUAUUUUUAUGUAAUAUUUGAUAAGAAGCAACAUGUAUCUGAUUGAAAACCAGCCGUUUGUGAAUGCUGAGAGAAUGGUUUUUCGAUACCUUGAUGUCUGCGAACAACUUCAGGAUCAUUGAAUCCGCACUAGCUCUCGAUUAGUUGCAUGGUCUUUGGUUAGAUACACGAAGCUUCCAAAAAGACGUUCUGGGAAAAUGUGUUUAUAUGUAAGCAUUACCCAAUGAUUUGCAUAGAGGCUAAAUUAAAUGUAGUGUUUUAAAAAAAAUAAAAAUAAAAUUACUUCAUCACUAUACUGAACUUGCGUGUUUUUCGUUGGAAAUGUUUAUAGCAUUAAGUAGACAUAAAGGUGCAUUAUCCUGGUAUAAGAAUCAUCACAAUUAGUGUGGAAACCAGUAAAAUCCAAAGGAUCAGUUAUAAUUCUACAUUUUGCGAACUUUGCAACGCUUUUUAAAAAUCUCUUCACCCCCCCAUAUCUCAAAUAACCCUAUUAUAGUUUAUUAUUUGACUUUUGUUCAGAAAGGUUUUUGCUUCGAAUGAUCACAUUUUGUAUUUUACCAUUAUUUUCUACCCUUCUCCUACUUACAGUAGUUAAGCCAGAAAACUUUUAUUAACCUCAAAAUAAUGAAUUACAAAAUGCUUUCAUCCACAAAUAUGUACUUUUAAGUGUAUUGUAGGCCUUGUAUUUAAUUGAGCAAUGUUCUUCCGCACUUUGCAGGACCUUAGGAAUUACCAAUACACCAUACCACACGUUGAUGGCCUAGUGAUUCAUAUGGAAAUGGGCAAGACUUGCAUAAAGAUCCCGUCAAAGAGACAUAACGAAGUAAGACUAUCGCAUGUUAGAUGUUAAUUCAGCCUUUGAAACACAGUAGUGUUCUAAUUACUGGAAUAAAUUACAUCAUAACUUUAUUUUUUAACUAGGCUAUGGCAAAAUAGUCAACAAUUUAAAGCACCACUGUAAAUUUUUGAUGUGUAUAAAAAUAAAAAAAUUUUUUUAAUGAAAAAUGUUUUUGCUGCCUUCAUAUCUGUUAAAUUCAAGUGCAAUCAAAAGAUUAGACAAAAGAAUGGCCGUGUCUCAGAUUGUUCUUGGCGGAAUGAUGUUCUGUCUGUUGUAUCUUGCCAUUUCCCAUAAGCCAACACUUUCAAUGAUAAAUUGCACCAGGCAAAUUCUGAGUCGAUUCACAUUAGAUACCUAUGGCAUUAUUGCGCAUGCAUGUGAGCUAUGGAAGGUUUUUUAUGGGUUUUUUUUUGGGGGGGGGUGGGGUUCUGUUUUUCUCAUUGAAAGAUUUUUUUUUUUUAUUAUUAUUAUUAUUAUUAAAGUGAUACAUCAAGCUCACCUUACAUUAGAGGCAAUGCAGAUACAAUGCACUGGGCUACUUGAUCAUUCACAUUCUGUGAUGGACGAAAAAUGCUGCUCAGUGCUGAGCCAUAUAUCCCAUAAGCGGCUGAUCACAUCCUAUUGAGAAUAAUGAGCAGGCUAGACAUGGCAGACAAGCUAUCUCCCAAUUCUUAGUAUUUGGUCAGAUAUAUUGUUGCACAUGUCAUAGCUGUUCUAAUGUUGGACUUGACAUUUUAUAUAUUGAGGAAAUAUGUUUGUAUUGAAUCUAUGGCAUUUAUCAUACAGAGGUGCUUAGUUCAUAAUAGUAAUUAUUUAGGUCAAAUAAAAUUCUAAGUCAUUCUUCAUUACAUGGAACCCAUGAAAAAAAAAAAAAAAAACUUCAAACACAAAACCAUUUUAUUGUUAUUCUAUUUCUAGAUACUUAAAGUUAUCCAUGCAUCAAAUGAACACGUCAUAAGUAUUGGUGCUAGCUUCAGUCUUGAAGCGGAUUCUCACUUGGUCUGUGUGCAGAACAGUGAUGGGGUAUAUCAAACGCAAGCAAACUGUGCCGCCGGGAAGACCAGGAAAGGUGAGUCACAGGACCUUGAAAUGCUACGGUUAAUGUAUACAUGUUCUCAAUAAUUCCAUAAAUCAGCAAUUGGAGAAAAUAAUAAAAUUUUAUGUGCCUUAAAUCGUUUUAGAAAUCAGUUUAUUCUCUAAUGCCAUACUUUGUGCUGGCUUACCCUUAAAAUUAAAGUCCUCUGUGAAUUUAGAGGUUCUGUGGAGCUCAUGCAGCCAGUGCUGUUACUGAGAAGUUCCCAUACUGCGCUAGUGUUCUCCAAGGUUGUAGAGAAUGACCUACCUGUACCCAGAAAAUGUGAUUUUCUGUUUCAUCCCCUAGUUACCGGAGCAAGCUUUGUUGUUUUCAAUGGAGCCCUGAAGACUUCUUCUGGAUUUCUUGCAAAAUCCAGUAUUGUUGAAGGUAAGACUGUUUAAACAAUUGUAUUUGUAUGUGCACACUUUGUAUAACUAACGGGAGUUGCAAGAAAUUUUCAUCUUAAAGAAAGAGAGAAAAUAUGUGUGUAUGUAUAUGUGUGUGUAUAUAUGUGUGUAUGUAUGUGUAUAUAUAUAAUGCAUGAUUGCUCUGGCAUUUUGCUUUUAAUGUGAUUUUAGUGCUGGAACAAUAGACCAUGGUGUGCCAAGCUUGUAGAAUGUAUCACCGUGUGAGGUACCAACCUUGUGCCACUAUCUGUCCUACCAUUGCCAGCUGAAGAUCAUUUUAUGGGAAUUGUAGCUCUGUUUAUUGCCUGGUCUAUACACUUUGCUGAAAGUUUGCUUUAGAACAAAAUAAAUGAAAAAAUGUCUUGUUUUGUCCAACUUGAAUUACAAAAAAUGAAAAACUUAGAGCAUUGCGCUUCAGUUGUGUUUUUUGUUUACAUUUUUUGGGGAGGGGGGUCCAGGGUGUUGGAUCACGAUCAGGCAGGGCAAACCGUUCCAGUUAGAAGCUGGGCCCACAGGCUUUUACCGGCUGCUAGUGUGCUGCAGUCUUCCCAUGGUACAAGUAUCUGCUGAUUGUAAUGUUUCCAAGCAGCCACAGUGCACUGGGAACUAUGGACAAAUAGACAUCUCUGGAUUCAUAAUGAACAUUGUAGACUAUUUUAAAAUCUACAGUGGGAAUAGUAAGCGUGUUGUAAAAUGUGCCAACUGAGCAAAAAGCUGCUGUAUUACAAUUACAAUAGCUGUCACACCUAGCCAUUUAAAGUGGCACUUUAUGAAGAACUUAUGUAGAAACUUCAAUGCAAUCAAACUGUAAUGUAAAGUAGGGUAAAGUCUACAUUAUCUUUUGGAGAAGCCGAUUUAUUUUUUACUGUAAUGAACGUUGGAACUUCAGACAUUUUCUGCCUUUCGCAUCCUACCAUUUGCCAUCAGUUGUCAUUUGGGAUGUCUGCUAUCCCAUUGUACAUAUAGGAGGAUAUCUAUUGAGGACCAUACAGAUUAAUCUACAGACAUCCAUUUAGCACUAUAACUUCCAGUUCAAAUACAUCUUUAAUUCCUGAUAGAUGAUCAUAUUCCCAUAACCCUUAUAUGUCCCCAUGCGAUUUUACAUGACCAUCUGAAGGGUCUGUUUAAAGACACAUACACCCAACAAAUGACUGUGCUACUUUAAUUUUGCCUACCCAACAUCUCCAGCUCUUUGUCAGGUUUCAGCAACAUUCCCAUUGCAUAGGUCACCAGGUUUGCCCCCAGCUUUAACACAUUUCCAGUAAGUUACAGGGGCCAUGGUAGGAAUAACAUUAAGCACCUUCAGUUAUCCAGUGCAGUUUGUAUCAAGCGUGUCCUGGUAGAUGGCAAGAACUGUGAGGAGUACGGAUUGUAAACUGCAAGAAAAGGGCUGCAGACAAGCCUGGUCUGAGUUAUCAAUGUGUUUGUGGGAUUGUCCUGUUCUGUUACUUCCCUGUCUCUACAUAUCUUUGCAUAAUUUGGUUGAAAACCGUAAGAUCUGCCAGUGUUUCAGGAUGGAGGCAGUGAUUUUUGUUUUGUAUCACAAUGUGAAAGCCUUGGUAACAGUAACUGAUUUCUGAUUUAAAAAAAAAAAACAAAACAAAAAAAACUGCAGAGACCAUGUGAUGUUGACAGCCGUUCAGUCUGUGAUUUGCAGAUUAGCUCCCAGCAUUCCACUGUACUGAAAAUGUUGGUUUAUAAAUCACUUUAAAAUGCAUGUUUUUGGUUGGAGUAUAAACUCUAAUGACAGUACCCUUUUGCUGAGGAAAAAUAGGAAUGGAUUUGGCUAAUUUUCAAGUUUACAUUUAUUUUCUUACAUGCUCAAAAUUCAAUGCAUUUAUUAGAUGGAUUGAUGGUUCAAAUAACGCAGGACACUAUGGAAGCUUUGCGACAAGCUCUGAGAGACCAGAAGGAUUUCCAAAUAGCAUGUGGAAAAAUCGAUUGUGGAGACUUGACAGAAGAGGUGGUUAUUUGUUGGGCAGACACAGACGAUAAACAAAACAAAGGGUAAUAAUGAACACUUAUUGCAUACCUCAUGACGUAGCUAAUCAGAAACUGUCUCUCUAAAGUUGCUAUAACAGAUCUGUGAAAAAAAUGUAUAGAAAUCUUAACUUUAGAUUACAUAGUAGCAGCUAUGUGUGCUCUGGCUUCCAUUCUAUGAUCCUGCUUCGAGUAUGUCUCCGUCUAUAUCUUUGCUAAUGUCUCUUAAUUAAAUUUUCGUAUAUAUUUAAAUGUCUGUUAACUACUUGGCUUCUAAUAACCGGUUUAGGGGAAACAUCAGAAUGUCGGUGAUCAGCAAUACAAAAGCUAUCAGACAUGCUAGCUCUGAAACGUUGGUUUCUAACAGACAUUAAAGGCAUAAAUUGCCAUGACAUAAAAACAAAGCUGAAAACGUAAACACUUAACAGCAAGCAGAAGUAGAGUUUAAUCGUUCAUUACACAGCUCACUACAUUGUUUUUUUUUUCUAAAUUUGUAGAGUCAUAAGUCCGAUUGAUGGACAACCAAUGGAAGGCAUUCCCAGUGAAAGGAUAUGUCAGGAAACAGACUUCGAAGCCCACAAUAAAAUUGUCAAAUGCACAGAGGUAACAUUUAUCAAUUUAAAUUGAUGCAUAAGAUUGUAUUUGCAUUGUUGGACUACAAGUAUAAAAGUUAAAAUAUAUAUAUACUGGCAUAGUAGAAGUUGUGUUUAAACCAAGUUUUGCAUAGUAUUUGAUAAGAAGUAACAGUAUUUUUCAUUUAAAGAGAUCGUCUAAACUUUAAAACCACUUUGUCUUAAUGAAAUGAUUGGGUUCAUAGAUGAUUAUUUUAUAUAUUUAUUUUUAUUAUGCUGCUUUUUAUAAUGUAUUUUAUAUUCAUUGCCUUAAGUAGAAAAGUAUAUUUUAUGUUUGUGAAUUGUAUUUUAUUGUUAUCACUUUCUUUGUUAAUCGUCUGAAUGUCUCCUGUACCCACUUUUUUCUUCAAUCUAGGUCUUCUAUCUACUAAGGGAGCGUGAAUCGACCAGUGUGGUGGCACAUUCACAGUUUGCGAAGGAAGUAGCCACUGCGUGUGGUGCUGCCCUCUGCCCGCACAUUAAGACCUUGAAGAACACUGGGAUGUAUAAGAUAGGCCUGAGAGUUUCCAUGGAUAUCGAUAUGGUAAUUUAUAUGACCUGCAAAACAAACAGGCUUCCGUCUAGCAGUGACAGGAGGAAAUAACUUUUUUUUUUUUUUAUCUUAAACGGACACUAUAGUCACCAGAACAACCACAGUUUAAUAUAGUUGUUCUGUUGUCUACAGCAUGUCCCUGUAGCCUUUUUGCUGUAAACACAGCAGAGAAAAUGCACUGUUUACAUUGCUGCCCUGGGACACCUCCAGUGGCAGUCAAUCAGACGGCCACUAGAGGUGCUUCAUGGAUCAGUGUGCACGACCAUGAGCCACUGAACAUUCUUCAUAGAGAUGCAGUGAUUGAAUGCAUCUCUAUGAGGAGAUGUUGAUUGUGCAGAGGUGGAAAGCAUGGAGAUUGAGAUCAUCAGAAUUGACAGCCAAGGAGGCGAAUUGGGGGCGAAGCAGCGCUGGAAUAAAGGAGAGUAAACUACUUACUUAAGGGGGCAAAAUAGUGUUUUUAACACGAUAAGGUCAGGAAUACAUGUUUGUAUUUCUAACCUAUAGUGCUUAUCUAAGCUUGUUUAUGCAAUGUUUAACUCCUCUUUACUCCUCCUCUCACUUGGAAAAGAGCAGGGAUUUCUUUAAAAGUAGGUUUGUCAUUUUGAAAAAAAGACCCAUGGUGAAACGCUCCCUUGUUUGUACAGUGGCCCAGGAGAAAAGCAAACAGGCACUUUAUCUCAAAUUCUUCCUCGUGGGUGCUAGCAUAUUCUGUAUGGAGACCUGCUGAUGCUUCGUCCUUGUGACUGUUGUACUUUUGCACAUUAUAUUUGUAGCCAGUGAGAUGUCUUUUUCCUCAGACAUCUACUGCAACGGCUGCUGGGAAUUUACCAAAAUUAGUGGUAGCAGCUUCUUGUUUUAACCUUGGCUCUGCCCAUAAAACAGAGUUGUCCUUACUUUGUUUUAUGAUAUAUUUAAACUGUCAAUCAAUAUGAGCAUUUAUUUUUCUGAAAUACCAAAAACGGAUAGUGUUACUGUAUAGGUGUUCUAGAAUGCAGUAUUUUAGCAGAGGUUUAAAAGUAGAAGUAAAGUGGAGACUGCUAUAGCUAUAUGUCUUCCUGGAACGAAGCAACUAUAUGAACGGGCCAUACCAUUGUACAGCGCUACGGAAUCUGAUGGCGCUAUCUAAAUAAUAAAGUAAUAUAUUAUUGGUCUAUAUAUGUACAGGUGUGGCCAAAAGGUUUUGUAGCACUACAGCUCCCAUUAAAGGGAUCAUAUAGGCACCAAACAACUUUAGCUUUAUGAAGCAAUUUUGGUGUAUAGCAGUCUCUCUGCUCAAUUCUCUGCCAUUUAGGAGUUAAAACAAUUUGUUUAAGCAGUCCUAGUCACACCUCCCUGCAUGUGACUUGCACAGCUUUACUAAACACUUCCUGAAAAGGAACCUUGAUAAUGUAGGUUCAUUUAAGCAAUAUUUAUUUUUAUUGUAUUAUUAUGAGGACAUAUACGGUUAGAGAAUCAUAUGUGAUACAUACAUUUAAACACAAUCUUUAGCAUAUGUGCGAGAGUAUGAUAAGCUAGCCAUAAUGCUUUUUACAACAUACAGAAUUAAUAGCAUGUUGUAUUUUGUUAUAAAAUAUAAUCAUCUCUCCUCAAAGCUCAGUCAAAUGCAGGGUAGCGGGGGAGAGGGCUUGCUACUGUAGGAGAAGCAGAACAGGUAAGAUUAGGCCAUGACUGCCCAUCGAAUAUAAUGCAUGCCCAUUUGAACAACAAUAAUAUAAAUGAAAACCAUUCUAACUAAAAAGUGAAAACAAACUUUGGGUAAGAAAAGCAGCUUAAAAUAGGUUCUGGAGCCAUCAAGCUCGGGUAACUGCUUAAGUUUGUUUCUCUGUUGAAGUAGGGUAUUUUUUUGCAAGGUAGAAUGGCUGGACAUCCCGAUGUGUCCUGCUGAGACUGCGGCUGCACAGUGAGGAGGCAGUAGUAAGACAAAAAAGUCCCAAGCAGUGACAAAGGCAUUUGCUCCUGAAAUAACAGAGAUCUGGAGUUGUUUGCUGCAAUGAGGGACAUUUAGCCUGCAUUCGGGUCCCCGUCUGUAGACAAUGAUGGUUUCCCUGAACCCCUUAAGGACCAAACUUCUGGAAUAAAAGGGAAUCAUGACAUGUCACACGUCAUGUUUCCUUAAGGGGUUAAAAGCUUGGUAAUGGGUCUCAGCGUUUGCCUCCAGACAAUAGUAGAUCGUGAGACGUUUCGAUAGAAGGAAAGUCCUCAAAUACAGAGGCCCAAGCUGCGGCCAUCACAGUGGCCUUGUAUGCCUCUGCAUGGAACAGCAUUAAGAGGUCUCGAGGAAUAUCCUUUGGUGCCCUGGGAGACCUGGCCACUUGGAAGUGGGUUUCCACUACUAUUCCUUUGGCCCCAGCAGAGGUCAAUAAGGAAGUCCAAAGCCAAUGCGUUUGUGUUAAUUUUUUAUAUGGGUACACCAUGGUUUCAAAGCCUGUACUGCAUAGUGAACCAUGUUCCAAUGCACACUGGAUGUAAUGUUAGUAAACCAUUCACUCAUGAGGAUGUUCUGCGCUAUAAGGAAAUGCCAGUGGUUGUUCCCUAUGCAUGAUUAAAGUGACAUCCAACAUUUGUUUUGAAUGGUGAGUCUCCUCUACACUCCAAUGAAUUAGUCAGUUUUCACUGCCCUUGGUGUAUAGCCUAUAUCUUUGUUUUGGUCUCCUGUAAUUCACAGUUUGACUGACAUUGUAGGAGUAUAAUCUCAGAGCAGCAUAGGGAUAUACAAAUUCUAGAUUGCCUGAGAUUAGUGGGAGAUUUGGAGACCUAAAAGUACCAUUCUUUGUCCCAGCUUCUCUACCCUCCCAAUAUUGAUUGUGACCUUGCAGUGUAAUUUUCAGGGGGUUUUGACAGAUCUGGAUAAGUAUAACUUAAAGAGGAACAUUACCUUUUGGACUUCUGAAGACAUCAUGAUGAAUCCUAAUAUAGAAGAUUAAUAGUUUUAAAUGACUUAGUGAAGUAGUGAACCUUGUCAUAUUUACAUUUGUACUUGAUGGAUCCAUAUAGUGGAUGUAUCCCAUGACUGUUUUAUAGAAUACAUAUUUUUCUCUUGUGAUUUCUUCCCUACCUAGGUGGAAUAUCGUGCUGGCUCAGGUGGUCAACUUCUCCCUCAGGUUUACUUGAACGACCUUGACAGUGCCCUCAUCCCAGUCAUUCACAACAGAACAUCCGAUACCAGUAUUUUGCCUCUGGUGAUGGAACUGAUAUUCUACUUGAUUGAAAGUCUGAAAUAGGCUUCAUUCUUAUAAUAACAAGUGGUUAAGUCUGUAAUGUUUGUAUUCCAGUUACAUCUUUAUUACUGAUAAACUCCUACAACAGCUAAACAAUCAAUGGGGCACCAAUAUCAGAACCAAAUAUUGCCUUAUCUAAAAAUAAAAACAUGUAAUGGAUCAGUAAGUUAAGAAAAAAAAAUUCGCAGUGGUGACUUUAGGAGAACUUAAAAAAAAAAAAAAAAAGCACCAUUCUUGACUUUUAGAUACAUUUUAAAAUAAUAUCCCCAUUGCAAUUUGUUAGUGACGUUUUUGAUAUAAACAUCCAGAAAUUGACUAGAUGUGAUAUAUAAUUUGAAUCCAAUGCAACACUAAUUUUAUUACUGCAUAUAAUACAUUACAGUAGGACCUAAACGGCUGAUAAUCGCAAUGAUCAUAGGAAUGGCACACAUUUAACAGCAUAAUAUACCAUCCCCCAGUCUAUGUAUAUUUUCAUAAUGACAGUCUCCUGGUACCGUUAUCGCUCUUAGUACCAGAGCUCUUCCCAUUUCAUUGCUUUGUAAAUGCUGACCAGAACUAAGGCACGCAAAGAGUUUGAAUAAAAUCUUUAUAUUUAGGCAACUCCUUACAAUGAAAGUGCAACUUAAAAGCCCUACUAUUUAAAAUGUUUAACCCAUUUAAAGCAACUCUUACACACUCAAGUUGUAAGUGCUUCCUGUGAUUUAUAAUUAUUAAAGAUAUAAAUACGGAUAUUUAUUUAUAGCUGCAUCUGUACAUGUAUUGCGUUUUUUGAUUUUUGGCUAUAAGGAUUUUCAUUUGAUUUGCAGUUCUGAUCGCCACUUUAUAUAUAUAUCGCUAUUUAUGUGCAAUCUAACUGUACUAUUAUUCAAAUCAAAUGUCUGGACAGGAUUAUAUAUAUUAUAUUCCUUCAAACCCACAGAAAAACAGAUCUCUGAGCCAAAGGGUGCAUUUUAAUAACUUUAUAUGCAAAACACAAUACAUCUGUUUGUUUGGAAUAGAUGACUGUGUUACUUUAUAUUUAUAAUUGUGUAAGCAAUAAUUUAGAAAAGGGCAUCUAUUUUUGUAUUAGAUUUAAAUAUUAUGUAUUCUGCUCAUCAUGUCUAGGUUGGAUAUAUCCAUAUGUAAAAAUAAAAUUAAAGUGAUUGAUUUCUGAGUACUUUUAUAUGCUUUUCUGAGACAGCUGUAUGAAUAGACUGUCAUGUAUAUAUUGUGCUUGAUUUUUGGUUAUGAAAAUACUGAGUAGGACACACAUUUUCACGUGUAAUCAUUUGUCAGAGGGGAACCUAGAAGAAUUGUUUUAGUUCCAGAUUGUCCAGUGUUCCGUGUCAAGCACAGUUGUAGCACACUUUGUUUAUUCAAAAAGCUGUUUUUGAGAUUUGUAGAAUUUUAUAUAUGUAAUAAUUGGUUUUCAAAUGUAUUUUCUCUGUAGCUGGAACAGUAAGUAACAGAACACUAAAGGGCCUAUUCAGUAGGUCUGCAAGUUAGGUUAUUUCAACUGUGCAUGCACUUCCAUUAGGUUAAUUGUUCUAAUCUGCCAAAUCUAUUUCAUUAUUGGCCACUAAGGUGAGAAUUGUUAUACGAGAGGCGCCAAACUUGAAGAAAAUGUCCGUGUCAGCUAUGCUUUAAAGGGAUACUGCAUGCACCCAGGCCACUUCUGCUCAUUGGAGUGGUCUGGGUG